Messenger RNA from Hipposideros armiger (great roundleaf bat), 1956 nucleotides. RefSeq names its product thromboxane A synthase 1 (gene TBXAS1). The transcript has 13 exons. The record is from RefSeq and is a predicted model, not a curated record. Lineage: Eukaryota; Metazoa; Chordata; Mammalia; Chiroptera; Hipposideridae. The coding region runs from base 161 to 1753 and encodes 530 amino acids. Gene Ontology annotation, molecular function: iron ion binding; oxidoreductase activity, acting on paired donors, with incorporation or reduction of molecular oxygen; heme binding.
GAGACACGGAGCAACAGCACAUUCUGGGAACACACUUGAUGUGAUGUUUUCUUGGUUGCCUCUUCCUUCUCCCAUCUGCAGAUCGUGGUUCUUGUAAGGGCAGGACAUUCGGCCUCCAUCUGUCCUCUAAAGGACACCCGUCUAGGGUCUCUGAGGAACAAUGGAAGUCUUGGGGUUUCUCAAACUGGACGUGAACGGCCCCAUGCUGACGGUGGCCCUGUCAGUGGUCCUCUUGGCGCUCCUGAAAUGGUACUCCACAUCAGCGUUUUCAAGGCUGGAGAAGUUGGGCAUCAGACAUCCCAAGCCUUCCCCUUUUGUUGGAAACCUGACAUUUUUCCGCCAGGGUUUCUGGGAAAGCCAAAUGGAGCUCAGAAAGCUAUAUGGACCUCUGUGUGGGUACUAUCUUGGCCGUCGGAUGUUCAUCGUUAUCUCUGAGCCAGACAUGAUCAAACAGGUGUUGGUUGAGAACUUCAGUAACUUUACCAACAGAAUGGUAUCAGGUUUGGAAUCCAAACCGGUAUUGGACAGCAUCCUAUUUUUACGGGACAAAAGAUGGGAAGAGGUCAGAGGCGCCCUAACUUCUGCUUUCAGUCCUGAAAAGCUGAAUGAGGUGACUCCCCUAAUCAGCCAAGCCUGUGACCUUCUCCUGGCUCAUUUAAACCACUAUGCAGAAUCUGGGGACGCGUUUGACAUCCAGAGGUGCUACAGCUGCUACAGCACAGAUGUGGUGGCCAGUGUCGCCUUCGGCACCCCGGUGGACUCCCAAAAGGCUCCUGAGGACCCCUUUGUCAUGCACUGCAAGCGUUUCUUUGCUUCCUGUAUCCCCAGACCUCUCCUGUUUUUAAUCCUAUCAUUUCCAUCCAUAAUGGUCCCACUGGCCCGGAUUUUGCCCAAUAAGAACCGAGAUGAACUGAAUGGCUUUUUUAACAAACUCAUUAGGAAUGGGAUUGCCUUGCGGGACCAGCAAACAGCCGAAGAGAGAAGGAGAGACUUCCUCCAAAUGGUCCUGGAUGCCCGACAUUCCGCCCCCUCUGUGGGCGUGGAGAGCUUUGACAUCGUCAGACAAGUCUUCUCCUCCACCGACUGCUCAGUGAAUCCUUCCGAGCCCAGACGCCUAUCCAAGCCUUUGACUGUGGAUGAGGUUGUGGGCCAGGCCUUCCUCUUCCUCAUCGCUGCCUACGAGAUCGUCACCAACACACUCUCUUUUGCCACCUACCUACUGGCCACCAACCCUGACUGCCAGGAGAAGCUUCUGACAGAGGUGGACCAUUUCAACAAGAAAUAUACGACCCCUGAGUACUGCAGCCUCCAGGAAGGCCUGCCCUACCUAGACAUGGUGAUCGCAGAGACCUUAAGGAUGUACCCGCCAGCUUUCAGGUUCACACGGGAGGCGGCGCAGGACUGUGAGGUGCUGGGGCAGCGCAUCCCGGCAGGCGCCGUGGUGGAGACAGCCGUGGGCGCCCUACACCACGACCCUGAGCACUGGCCGUGCCCUGAGACCUUCGACCCCCAGAGGUUCACGGCGGAGGCCCAGCAGCGCAGGCGGCCCUUCACGUACCUGCCAUUUGGAGCGGGUCCCCGGAGCUGCCUCGGGGUGCGGCUGGGGCUGCUGGAGGUCAAGCUGACGCUGCUCCACGUUCUGAGCAACUUCCGGUUUGAAGCCUGCCGGGAGACUCAGGUGCCACUGCAGCUAGAAUCCAAAUCUGCCCUAAGUCCAAAAAAUGGCGUCUACAUCAAGAUUGUCUCCCGCUGACACAGUGAUGAGGGCACCCCCUCAUUCAAAGCAAACGCUUAUGUGGAAAUUCAGAUUUUUGGGGAAACAUUAUGUAAACAAUUGAAAGGGUGCCUGGCAUGCAAGUAUAAAAGAGGUCACUUAUGUAACGUUUCCUAAAUGCUUAAUAAAUGUUUGUUGCACUUGGGUUUGACUCUGCCAAAGGUGUUUGAACCACUGAUCCA